AUGUUGUUAUACUUUGUCUUCUUUAUAGUAUCAAUUCUGUACUUGUUAUUUAUUUAUGUCUCAUGGAAUGAAGAUUACUGGUUAAAACAAAGAAUUCCAUUUGUAGAACCAGAGAAAUUAUUUGGUAAUAUUAAGGACGUUAUAUUAAUGAAAAAGACAAUAGGUGAAGUGUAUCAAGAUAUUUACAGCAAACUUCAUGGAAAACCUGUUGGAGGUUUUUUCAAAAUGAAACAGCCAAUCUUAAUGGUUAGGCAUCCUGAUCUUAUUGCUGAAAUCUUAGAUAAAAAAUUUGAAUCUUUUCAUGACAAUGAUAUCCACAUUAGGCGAGAUGCUGAUCCUAUUUUAAAAUUGAAUCCUGUACUUGCUGUUGGUCCAAUGUGGACAGCUACAAGAUCAGUUCUCACACCUUUACAGUCCCAUGAAACUUUAGAAGGUUUGCUUUAUAUUAUUAAAAUAUCUUGUAAGAACAUGAUGAAUUAUAUUACCCAGCAAAAAAUUCCAAUUGAGGUGAAAGAUUUAUCUUCAAAGUUUACAAGCGAUGUAAUUGCAUCAUGUUCUUUAGGCACUGAACCUAAUUCUUUUAAGAGAUGUGAUACUCAGUUUAGAAAAAUGUCUGACAAAUUAUUACAAAAAGAUUUGAAAUCUAAUGCUGCUCUUCUUUUCGCUCUUUAUGCUCCAAUGUUUGGUAACCUUUUCAGCUUCAGAAUCAUAUCAAAAGACAUUUGUAAGUAUUUUGUUAGUGUUAUUUCUGAUAACUGUAAGCAGAGAGUACAACAAGGCAUUAAGAGAAAAGAUUUUUUACAGCGCCUCAUUGAUAUUAAUAAAGAAUCUGAAGCUAGCGGAGAAGGUACUGUUUACAAUUAUCAGUCAAUUAUGGGACAUUGUAUGUCUAUAUUCAUCAAUGGCUACAAUAUGACUUCUCAUCCUCUUGGAUUUUGUCUACAUAAUUUAGCAAUGAAUCCAGAGGUUCAGGACAAACUUAGGAAAGAGAUAAAAACAUUUGGUAUUUCAUCUAUAGAUGCUCUCAGUUAUUAUCUCAUUGAAAGUAUGGAAUAUUUAGACAUGGUUGUGUGUGAAACUUUAAGACUGCAUCCACCAAUGUCUGCUGUGACACGUGUUUGCACUUGUAGCUGUGAACUAUCACUCGGUGAACACAAGUACAAAAUUGAAAAAGGAAUUCCUGUUACUAUUCCAAUAUUUGCUUUACAUACUGAUCCUCAGUACUUUCUUGAGCCAAUGAAGUUUGAUCCUGAGAGGUUUGAUAAGAAAAACCGGUCUCUUCGCCACCAAUUUGUUUAUUUACCAUUUGGAGCUGGACCAAGAUACUGUCCAGGUUCAAAGUUAGCUCUUCUCAUUUUGAAGUCUGCUGUAAUUUCUAUCAUAAUGAAUUUUGAAGUUAGACCUCGAGGAGCUAUUAAAGAAAUUGAGCAUGAUCCUAUGAGCAGUCUACUUUCAACAGCCAAAGGAGAAAUAUGGUUGCAAUUUAAAGAACAUGUCACUUUUUAUUGA
Messenger RNA from Nezara viridula (southern green stink bug), 1509 nucleotides. NCBI's taxonomy places the organism in Eukaryota, Metazoa, Arthropoda, Insecta, Hemiptera, Pentatomidae. The record is from the annotation of a GenBank genome assembly.